Molecule: messenger RNA, 3069 nt
Organism: Sphaeramia orbicularis (orbiculate cardinalfish)
Lineage: Eukaryota; Metazoa; Chordata; Actinopteri; Kurtiformes; Apogonidae
Gene: sema3b
Product: sema domain, immunoglobulin domain (Ig), short basic domain, secreted, (semaphorin) 3B
Exons: 19
Coding region: 488-2899 (803 amino acids)
Biological process (GO): semaphorin-plexin signaling pathway; positive regulation of cell migration; neural crest cell migration
Cellular component (GO): plasma membrane
Molecular function (GO): chemorepellent activity; semaphorin receptor binding
Source: RefSeq, a predicted model, not a curated record
ACUGUUUAGCGCAGGAAUCCCACGGACUUUGGAGUUGUACGCACACACCGGCAGUGCCCCCCCCCACCAGCACGAGGAGGAAACGCCACAUUAGCCCUGGACUAUUUGGACCGAGCGCCAUGGCACCUGCAGACUGACAGGGGACAGGUCUGAAACGGGACCUACGUAGGCUGGAGAGACUGAUGAGGAAGUUCUGGAGGUUCUGGUGGAUCAGCUCUAAACGACCCGUGGCCUCGUCGUUCACCUGGACUUCAGAUCAACAGACGGUCUCCGUGUCCUGCUGUGAUGUUUCUGUCCCAUCGUGGAUGUGAGAGGUGAACUGGGUCUGUUUGAGGACCAGCGGAUCUACAGCACCAACAACUGAAAAACUAAACACCUGCAACCAGAACCGACCGAGUCCGGAGGGGGAUCUGGGUCUGUCUGUGGAUCUGGACCAGGUCAAAGGUCGUGUCAAUUCCAACAGUUGGAGUUGGUGUAGAACGCCACGAUGAUGACGAUGAUGAUGAUGAUGGUGGCCACCAUGGUCACCUGCAGCUCCUUGUUCCUGUUGGGCCUCGCCGCCGCUCACGCCUCCUCCAACGCCGUGAGCCGCUCUUCCUCUUCGUCAUCCUCCUCCUCUUCCUCCACCUCCUCAUCCUCAUCUCCUCGUAUGAAGCUCUCAUACAAAGAGCUGCAGCAGUUUCAUGGCGUUCGUCGGUUCGAGUUGGAGCGUUCCUGCUGUUUCAGCGCUCUGCUGUUGGACGAGGAACGAGGACGCCUCUUUGUCGGCGCCAAAAACUUCCUGCUGUCGCUGUCAUUGGACAACAUCGCCAAACAGGAACACAAGAUCUACUGGCCUGCUCCUGUCGACUGGAGGGAGGAGUGUAACUGGGCUGGAAAGGACAUCACUACUGACUGUGUGAACUAUGUGAAGAUCGUGCAUCACUACAACCGGACCCACCUGUACGCAUGUGGAACCGGCGCCUUCCACCCCACCUGCGCCUUCGUGGAGGUCGGAAACAGGAUGGAGGAUCACGUGUUCCGGAUCGACCCGUCCAAAGUGGAGGAUGGAAAAGGGAAGAGUCCGUACGAUCCUCGUCAUCCUGCUGCGUCGGUGCUCGUCGGUGAUGAGCUGUAUGCGGGCGUGGCCACAGACCUCAUGGGGCGGGACUUCACCAUCUUCAGGAGUCUGGGCCGGCGUCCAUCCAUCCGGACCGAACAGCACGACUCCCGCUGGCUGAACGAACCCAAGUUUGUGGGUUCCUUCUGGGUCCCAGAGAGUGAAAACCCAGAUGACGAUAAGAUCUUCUUCUUCUUCCGGGAGACGGCGGUGGAGGCCCAGGGUCUGGGGAAGUCCACCUACUCCCGCAUCGGACAGCUGUGCAGGAAUGACAUGGGGGGUCAGCGGAGUCUGGUCAACAAGUGGACCACCUUCCUGAAGACCCGCCUCAUCUGUUCGGUUCCCGGCGCCGACGGCAGCGACACGUACUUUGACGAGCUGCGUGACGUCUUCCUGCUCCAGACCAGGGACAGAAAGAACCCUCUGGUCUACAGCGUCUUCUCCACCUCCAGUAGUGUGUUUAAAGGUUCGGCGGUGUGUCUCUACUCUAUGAAUGACAUCAGGAGGGCCUUCCUCGGACCCUUCGCUCAUAAAGAGGGUCCAAACUACCAGUGGGUUCCGUUCCAGGGGAAAGUGCCCUACCCACGCCCAGGAAUGUGUCCCAGUAAGACGUUCGGCAGCUUCGAGUCCACCAAGGGUUUCCCCGACGACGUGAUCCAGUUCGCCCGCCACCACCCGCUGAUGUACAACCCCGUCUACCCCAUGAACCGACGGCCCAUCUUCGUCAGAACCAACGUGGACUACAGCUUCACGCAGCUGGCCGUGGACCGGGUCAACGCCGCCGACGGCCAGUACGACGUCAUGUUCAUUGGAACAGACAAAGGGACGGUUCUAAAGGUGAUCAACGUUCCCAAAGAGAGCUGGAAUAACAUGGAGGAACUUCUACUGGAAGAACUGGAGGUCUUCAAAGACGCUUCGUCGAUCAUCAACAUGCAGAUCUCCUCUAAACGGCAACAGCUGUACGUGGGCUCCCACACCGGCAUCGCUCAGGUUCCUCUUCAUCGCUGCAGUGUUUAUGGGAAGGCCUGCGCCGAAUGCUGCCUGGCCAGAGACCCGUACUGCGCCUGGGACGGAACCUCCUGCACCCGCUACCUGCCCAACACCAAGAGACGUUUCCGUCGUCAGGACGUGAGGAACGGAGACCCCAACACCUUAUGUUCAGGAGACCACCACAAGCACCGCGUGGCUGAGAGGAAGCUGUUUGGAGUGGAGGGCAGCAGUACGUUCCUGGAGUGCAUCCCCAAGUCCCUCCAGGCCAGAGUGACCUGGACCUUCCAGAAACAUCCACAGAGUCCACGGGAAGAGGUGCGUCUGGAUGACCGCCUCCUCCAGACCGACAGGGGGCUCCUGGUCCGCCGAGUCCUGAAGAGGGACGUGGGCGUGUACCAGUGCCACGCCAUGGAGCACGGCUUCACGCAGACGUUACUGGGCAUCACCCUGGAGGUCGUCCCCUCCACCUCCCCCUCCGAACCCCCCGUCCGACCGGACCCCCGGAGCGGGGGCGGGCCGCCGUCGACCAAUCAGAAGCUGUGGUACAGGGACUUCAUGCAGCUGGUGGACCACCCCAACCUGAGCGCCGUGGACCAGAUCUGCGAACAGGUCUGGGCCCGGAAGAACGCCGGCGCCGACCCGGCGGAGAAGAGCUUCCCGACGGCGCCGAAGGAGGCGCCUCCUCUGGGCCCGGUGGGUCGCCCCGCCAACAAGAAGUGGAAACACCUCCAGGAGAUCCGGAAGGGGAGGAACCGCCGGACCCACGACGGGAAACCCAGCCCCCGAGCGCCACGCAGCGCCGGAGAGUAAAAGCAACGGACCAGAACCAAACAGACUGAAACAGGAAGAAGGACUGAGACACACACGACUGGAGGGGUUCACUGACACACACACACACACACACACACACACACACUGAGACACACUCAAAGACACACACACACACCACACACUGAGACACACACACACUGAGACACACA